ACACAUUCCACUGGACUAUUUUUAAACUGAAGAAACAUGGCGGCCAUCGGACAUUUUCCGACGAGCCUUUAAACUGUCGGUCGCAAAAGUACCCGAAAAUCGCACAAUAUAAUAAUGUAAAGUUAAAUAAUUUGUAGUGCCGAUAGUGACAAGUGCAUAUUAAAUUUUGUUUAGAAAUAAAUUUUGUAAGUUGUGUCUAAAUACGACUACAUCAAUUUUUGGGUGGAUUUUAAAUUUGUAGAAACUGAUUCAAAAUGGUGGUAGGGGAAGGAAUAAACAACAUAAUGGGGGGAAUAGAAAACACAGGGACUGUAAAACAACACAAUCACAAAAAGAAACUUCGGCAAAGGUUUGAUAUAAUAAAGAAACUAGGUCAAGGAACUUUUGGUAAAGUGCAGCUAGGUAUAAAUAAAGAGACUGGCCAAGAGGUUGCUAUUAAAACCAUAAAGAAAUCAAAAAUUGAAUCAGAAGCUGACUUAGUUAGAAUUAGAAGAGAGAUCCAAAUUAUGUCUUCAGUACAACAUCCUAAUAUAAUUCACAUAUAUGAAGUCUUUGAAAAUAGGGAGAAGAUGGUUCUAGUCAUGGAAUAUGCCGCUGGCGGUGAAUUAUACGAUUAUUUAUCGGACCGUAAGGUGCUAGACGAAGACGAAGCCAGAAGAAUAUUUAGACAAAUAGCCACUGCUUGUUACUACUGCCACAAGCACAAGAUUUGUCAUCGAGAUCUCAAGUUAGAAAACAUUUUACUCGACGAAAACAAUAAUGCCAAGAUUGCAGAUUUUGGAUUAUCUAACGUUUUUGACGAUCAAAGACUUCUGAAUACUUUCUGUGGUUCACCUUUAUAUGCCUCUCCCGAAAUAGUCAAAGGAACUCCCUACCAUGGUCCCGAAGUCGAUUGUUGGUCACUCGGGGUAUUACUCUAUACAUUGGUGUAUGGAGCUAUGCCCUUCGAUGGUAGUAACUUCAAAAGACUGGUUAAACAGAUCUCACAAGGAGAUUAUUUUGAACCCGCCAAACCUAGUCCCGCGUCUCCUUUGAUACGCGAAAUGUUAACGGUAAACCCAAAACACCGAGCCGAUGUGGAAAAAAUAUGUAGUCACUGGUGGGUAAAUGAAGGCUAUGAUGAAAAUUGUCUGGACAUCUCCGAAGAAUUAGCUAACCAAACUCCAGUCCGCUUGGAUGUCUUGUUAGCCUUGGCUCCCCCUCCACCUCAACUGGAAAGCGAUAAACUCAUGUUAACAGGAGAUGAAAACGCCCCACCGAAGGCAACAGAAGCUGUUGCACCAACCAGAUCUCAGUCUGUUGGUAGUUUGAUGGAACUUACCCAUACCCAUCCAGCUGAAAGAAGGAUAAUAGACAUGCUAAUGGAAGAUAAGAUUACACCUAAGAGGAAAUUAGAAACAACUGUCAGUACUGAUAGGGCAAAUUUGGACAAGCGGAAAGAAAAAAUUAUUAAAGAAAAUACAGUUGCUGAUAUUACCGUACACGGAGCACACAAAGAAAUCGAAGAAGCAGAAGAAAACAAACCAUUACCCUUAGACAAAAGUUCAACUCAAACUCUAUCAAAAGAAAUGGAAGUGGAACAAGAAGUAAUUGACCCUAAUCUACAAGGAGCAGCAUGCGCACAAAUUUUAGAAGAAGCAGAGAAAAAGAAAACGCAGAAACUUAAAAAAUCGUUAACAAAAACUAUUAGCAACAAUAUUUUGGAGAAUAUCCACGAAAUGCCUAGUCAAGAAAACGUAGCCGAUACGUUAAACAAGGAAAACGUGGUAGAAAGACCCAAGGAGGAAGUUAAAGAACAAGAACCGCCAAAGACGGAAGGUAAAAAAGCUGAAGCUAAAGCUCCUGCAAAGAAGAAAACUGUGAAAAAGGUUUUAACUGAUAAAAAUGAAAACACAAAUACUGAAGCCCCAGUUGUUGAACUGGAAAAACCGAAAAAAGAAGAAACUCCUCCAAAAGAAACGAAAGAACCUUCACCUGAGCAACCAUCCAAACCAAUAGAACGACGAAGAUCAAGAAUAUUUGAAGCCGCAGAGAAAUUCCAGAAUCUCAUCUCCCCAACAGAAGCAAAACCUACAGUUACCGAAAAACCAAAGAAAAUACUUAUACCUGGUGUUAGCGUCGAUGGUUUCAAAAAGGAAUUUGAAAGAAAAGCGAGCUUGACCUCAAGUACUCCCGUUAAAGUUAAAGGUGCCUUAAACAAAAAAAUCCCUGUUAAAAAGUCUGAAGAAAAAGAACAAAUAGAAGAACCUGUAGUUGAAAAGCCUGAAGAGGAGCCAAAAGAGACUGAACAAGAUAAAAAGGAGCGUGUUCGGAACGCUGUUAGUAUUAUCUCAAGUGCCUUAGAUAAAGAAGGAGCAAGAAAAUCAAAAUCUCGACCGUGCAUAGAAAGGAAACCUCCCGUACCUUUCGGAGUUGGCGGGCGAUCGGCGUCUGGUAACAUUGGUAUGCUGACUCAACCCCUUUCACCACCACCAGGACCAAAACCUUAUGUGCCACCUAAGCUAGACAACUUGCCAGUCCAAAAAGUAGAAGACAAGCCACAGGACGUCGAAGAAAAUAAAGUAUCUUCUGCCGAAAUAACAUUAAAAUCUGCUACUUUGCCCAGGAGAAAGACUGCUAAAGCUGAGAUACAAUUGAACUACCCUGUGCCUGCCGCAAUGGGAUUCAAGACUGAAAUGGCUCACAACGUUGAAGGUUACAAUCCACAACGAACAGAAGUCAUAGUUCCUGUUACCGAAGUUACUCUACCAAGGCCAAAACAAGACAACUCUUCAAGGGAGAGGAUAAUACCCAUAGCGUUCGAAAAACAAGAGAGUCAAGAACCGAUUCAUUCGCCUCCUCCUAUAAAACCUCCUGCUGCGAGAGUUUUCCAAACUCAACGAUCCAAUAGUUCUCAAAAAUCGAAUCUGUCUCGGCAGUCGACCCAAGAUUCGGACACAGAGACUGUAGCGUCUACUGGUGAACCUAUAAGAAAGUCUCCUAGAGAAUUUAUUAUUCCAAUUGCCGUAGAAGGUGGAGGCUACGUUACACCUAGAGCAGGAAGUUUAGAACCCAGUGAUACAUCUAGUACUACUAGUACCAUGACAAAUAGGAGGAAGAGCAAGUUUGGAAAAGGAACCAGAAGACUCAAUUCAUUCUUUGGCGAUAGAGACUCCGAGGAUGAAUCAUCACCGUUUUCUGCGUUCCAUCAUCCAAAAGAUAGUGAUAAUGAAGAUCCUAGGAGGGAUGCUUUCCACAGGCUAAGAACCACUCGUACCAAGAAGGCAAAUAUGGAACACGCAGAUUCCGUUAGCUCUGGAGACGAGGAUGACGAUGAAGGUUUUGAAAUAUUAACAGCAGAAAACCUCUUCUCCACGCUUCUUUCUAGGGUCAGAGAUUUAACUCAAAGGUUAAAUGUAGAUGAAGGAAUGAGACCUGGAUUUCCAUCUAGUAGAUUGUUUAGCCACUUUGAUCAUGGAACGAAUUUCUUUAAUAGAAUAGAGCAUCCCUUAUCUAGGCAUUCAUCUUUAGGUAGAACUCUUAAUAGAGACAGACCCAUUACUAAAACAACGAUGGGUAGCAGCUUUGGAGUACCGUGGAGGCGAAGCGUUAGCCGGGAUCUUGCCUCCGAUAUAGACAGCGUGUUCCAAAGCUCCAAUGCAGCACCCACACCUCGCCCUACUGAUGAAUCGAAGGACGAAAACCUCAAUUUAGCAGAUCUAGAUUUAAAAAAAUUAAAACUGUCCGAUGAAGACGCUUUGGCACUAUCAUUUUUAACACCCGGCCUUUCAAAACGUAUCCAAAAGCAGCUGCUUGCCCAACUAGCUCCGUCUGAAGCUCGAAAAUUGCACAGAACAAUGUCUUCAUGCACGUCGGAAGAAAACAAAAAUAGUCUAAACGGUAGAUCCACUCUGCCUAGAAGAUACUCCGUUGAAAAUAACGCAUUAAGAGAAAGCGUAGACGCUAUUAAAGAAGAAAAAGUACAAAGGUCUUUCCUUCCCGUUAAAAGAGAUGAGUAUAGACCUUCAGAAUUUAGUAUUAGAUCAUCUAGUAUAGGUGCUGAACCUAGAUGCGAUAAUAGAUUCCUUAGAAAACCUAGAGUGACCCACUCUGCAUCUUUACGGGAACCUAGAAUGUACGGCUCGAAGAGUGAUCUACAAAGCCCAGAUUCCAGUAUCUCAGAAAGUAUUUCUACUUCUUACAAAAAUGACAGUUCAAAAUGUAUCUCGGAUUCGUCAGUGUCUAGACCUUAUUCGAAAUAUUCUUCAGAAUCUUUGUACAGUAGAUAUUCACCGAAUAAUAAAUCCUUGGAAGCCAUGGAUUCUAAGACUGAUUUACAAAAACCGUCCUCUUCUAAGAAGGUUUCUAGAUUUUUAAGGCCAGAUUUCUUCGAUGGACCCAAAGAUGAAAAUAUUUACCUAAGAGACAAAAAAGAACGUGAAAUGGAGACACAGAAAGUUUUGAAAGAGAUCAGAGAUAAAAGGAAAGGUAGAUUGUAUUCGAAAAGGGAAGGUUCGAUCACAAGAGAUAAAUCUGAAGACGAGUCUCUUAGAGAGACUGAUAACAUAUUAGAUAAGGUAUCUGAUAGUAUUAAAAAUUUGGAAAACGCUAAUAAUAGUAAUAUUAUUCACGAUUAUGUUAAUGUUACCGGUGCUACUUCCAACUGUGAUUUAUUAAAUGAUAAUGGGAUUGACAAAACAGAUAAUGAUAAAAUUGUACACGACUACGUUAAUGUUAAGACAUCUAAGACACCUUUAAAAAAAGAUAAGCCGUCUAGAAUUGCAAGACCCAAGAGUUUUCCUAUAGAAAAUAUUGUAAAAGAAAGCACUAAGGAAACGGUCACAAAAAACACCAGUAAAGAAAACGGUAAAGAAAACGGCAAAGAAAAUGGUAAGGAAAAAGCUUCUCCUGAAAAGGAAUCAAAAUUAAGCCGAUUAAGAAAGGGUUUCAGUAAAAAAGAAAAAACAAAAGAAGAUAAAAACGAAACCAAUAAAAGUAUAAACGAAGAAGAUAAAGUACAGAAAAACAAAUUACUGCUUUCUUUGGAGAAGAAAUUUGAAAAGUUUAGAGCCUCUAAAGAUUCCCAAGUUCCACCAGAAAAGAAAUCUGCUGUUGAAAGUACUAUCAAAAGAUUGCGUGAACAGAGUUUACCUCGAAAUUUAGAGCAUUGCACUGAAUCAGGUUUGAUAAAGAGAGCUGUAUCAGUUGAAGAUUUAUCUGGUAGUAAACCUUUGCAAGCUUCAAGAAAAUCUGUCACAAAAAUCUUGGGACUCUUCAAAAAAUACGAGGAGCAAGAAAAGAAAAAGACAGUAAAGAAACAAAAAAAUAAAAACGACAAAAAGGACACUGAAAAUCGUAAGGAAACUGUGAUUAAUAACGAUCAAAAUCAAAACGUCAAUUCAAAUAGUGAUACUAGUCAAGUUGAUAGUAAAAAGGAACGGCCUAAAUCUCUUUUAAUCGACAAAAUGAAGCAGUUCCAGAACGGCACCACUACUAAAGAAACCAAACCAAAGUCUAAACUUCCCGUGAAUUCUUACAGACGUAGCUUAAAUUUGGAUAAUAUGUCUGACGCCGUUAACAAUAAUAGUAGCAAUAACGUCGAAAAACCUGACAGAAGAAACCUAAAGCUCGAUUUUACCAAAAUACAAAGUAGAAGUGAACCCGUUGUGAUCAAAGAACCUGUUCCUAGUACCAGCGCACACGACGACAAUUUCAACGAGAAUAGGAACUCUCUAGCGAUGACAGAUGACAGUUCAACUGUACUAUCACCUUCUGAUGACUACCAGAGCUGUGAUUCGUGGUCGGUAAUGUCAGAAUAUCCGAAUCUUAACGAGUUACAUUCACCUAUAUCUCCGAAUGGAUAUUUCUAUUCAGGAGACGAGAAUGAGUCUGUGAUCGAUAGAAUUAGAAGAAAGAGUUUCUACACUAGGUUCAACGAGAAGAAGAAGAUGAGGAAACCAAAUAAUUAUAAUUUAGAUUAUGGAUAUAAGAGUCCUACGGAUUAUAGUUCUCUAGAUAGGAAGAAUUAUGACUACAGGUCAUCUUCUAUUACUCGUAGGCCUAGUUAUAUUGCCACUGCUCAAGAACCAGCUAGAACAUAUAGACCUUAUUCUAGAAGCUCCUCGUUGUUAAAUGAUUACGUCAAUGUGCCCAAUCGCUAUCAGACUUAUAGUUCCAAAAUUGGUAGACCUAUUUCCUCAAUGUACUCCGAUUCUGAAGAUAAUACCAUUGAUGAUUUGUUGACAACUGCUAAACCUAGAAAUUACAGUUUAUCUACACCUCCAUCCAGGUUGAGUCGAAGGUCUGUUUCACCCGGUAAUGAAUACUUUCUUGGUCACACGUCUUCCUCAUUGGUCCCGCCAAAUAUGCCUGACCCGAACUGAGUUCACAUAGAGAACUUCACCUAAAAAAUAAUAUUUCUAGUUUGGUUUAUACAAAAUCCGGGAAAAAUUGCUGUCCUUGCCAAUUGAAAAUACUUUUUGGAUGUAUUUUAUGUAGAUCAAGUCAGGGACAUUAUUGUUUGAUGUAUUUUUCUAUAAUGAAUUUCACUAUACCGUUUGGUACUCUUUUUAUUUUGCAGUAUUCCGUAUUAGUACUGCACUUUAUUUUACAAUGGUAUUUUGGUCAAGUGCAAUGUUUAAAGACAAUUUGUUGAUAUUUAUUAUUGUUUGAUCACAUUGUUAAUACUACCAAUGCUUGUAUAAGUUAUAAGUACUUCUAUAAGCCUAAACGUAUACAAGGAAGUUAAAAAGAAUUGAGGCCCCCAAUUAUUACCUCUGAUUGUACUGAGGUAUUUAUCUAAUAUUUACAUAUAUUGAUUGCCAACAGAAGGCACAAACUCCAUGGUCUUUUAUUUUAUAGUCCAACUCUAUGAUUUUAGCUACCAGCCACCUUGCCAAAGUUUUGAUACUACAUAUUUAUAUGAACUAAAUAAGGCUGAAGAAAAUAUAGGUAUAUACUUCUAGUGGUAUGGUGAUAUGUAUAUAUAUAUAUAUAUAUAUAUAUAUAUAUAUAUAUAUAUAUAUAUUAUACAAAGUAAAUUAUAGAGAAUUGUUCAAAUUCUAACGGUAUAUUCAGAAACCAAAAAUAUUUUUUGCUUACAACUCAUCUCUUGCCGUACUGCUCCUCCAUAGGUUAAUCAGACCUAACUUAAUCAGGACUUUAAGGAACGACAAAAAAGUUACCACUUAUGAACUCAAAUUUAAUAAUAUUAUGUUCUUAUUUAUUUUGUUAAAAAACAGCUAUAUCUUAAUCUUCGGACAAGUGUCAGAAAAAAUGAUUGAUUUAAAAAAAAUAUGUUUUGAUUAUCAUCAUCAGCUACAGCCCUAGUUGAGCCUCAAUCUUCCCCAGUCUAUAUCGCUAGUCGUUUCUGUUCAUCGUCAACUGAUGAUGAUGAUGAUGAUGAUGAUAUACCGUCUCUCUAUCUCAGUUUUGGUCUACCUUUACUUCUAUUUCCUAAUGGUACCACUAAUAGGGUUCGUUUGGGUGGGUAAUUUUCAUUUGCUCUCGACACAUCUACUCUCAUGGUGUCCAGCCCAUCUAAACCUACCAUUUUUAUGGAAAAUAUUGCAUCUCUACCAUUUAAUAUUUCUUUAUGUUAUACUUCUCAUGUAAUUCGAAUUUAUAUCGCCUUUUCCAAAUACCAUCCUCGUUGAUUGCGCCCAUUAAAUAUGCUUUAAUUUUACAAAUUAACACUGUUGCUCCGAAUUAUUUGUGGCUUCUGAGCAUAUAAUUAGCUAGAAUUUGGCUUACGUGGCUCUCUUUAUGUAUGGUAACUGAGGCACUUCCUAUUUAAAUUAACCAAAUAUCACACAUCAUAUUGGUAUGUGACAUCUUUGAUUGACUAGUUUCUGUAAAUUAAAUACUAUAGAAUUAUAGUGAAGGCUAAAUGCGCAAACUAUGAUGUUUCUGACGUUGUAGAAGUUAGAUUGUAUUAUUUUUCUUUAAAACUAUAAUAUAAUGCCGAGUUGCGUAAAACACAGAUGUAGCAAUUUUUUAGAUCGUGUAGUGAUAUUAUACACCUCCUUUUCAAUAUUUUUUAAUAGGGAUAGGACACUUAGCAAUGUAGUAAUGUUUAAUUACUAUGUUCUCUUGUUCGGAGAAAAUUGUUGUAGGUGUUGCUAAUUGUUGAAAACGUUACCAAUGAAUAGAACCAGUGAAGCUAGUUAAUCUGUGAUAGUUUGUAUUAUAAAUGCAAUUUGUACUAAAAAAGAACUGACUGUGUUUUGCAUAGCUUUUGGGCAAGGGUGAUUUCAAAGAGGCAAUGUACCAAUAAAUGUCAAGUUUAAUCGUAACUGUACCGUAAACGAUAUUUGAACAAAAUGUAUGUGAUAUUGUAAGAAGGCUAUCAUUCUAAAAGUGUCGUAAAUACAUUUAAAUCAUUUUAAGAAAAUAGGAAAAAAGAAAUACUAAUAAGUCUUGGUAUUAGUACUUUUGUACCACUAAACUCAGUCAUAUAUCUUAAGAAGAUCAAUAUUAUAUUAUAUGAUGAUUACACAGGUCAACAUGAAUUUUGAGUCUGAGUUCUGUACCUCUGAUUUUGAUUACUUAAGCCUAACUAAAGAAAGAAAAAAUAUUUUUAUUUAAUAAAGUUUACUUUUGUACUUACCAGAACUAAAUUUAAAAUUUUAUGAAAAAGCUCUAUUUUUUAAUUUAAAUUAUUUUUAAAAUUAAACAAAUUUUGAAUUACAUAUUUUUAUUAACUUUAAUUAUAAAAGACGGCAUAUGUGAAACCCAUAAAUACAAAAGAGAAUACAAACAAACUUUAAAAUGAAUAUUUUUAUUUGUGUACAUAAGGACUGUCUCUUAUGAGCCCACAAAUGUAGUAACCUAUCAUGUUCUCAUUAUAUUCUCCUUCAUACAGCUGUUCGAAGUUCAUUACAUCUUGGUGAAAGCGUUCCCCUUGCUCUUCUGAAUUUGCACCGAAGUUGUCUUUAAAUUGAACCAAGUGAGCAUGUAGCAUGUGUACUUUAAGGUACAUCCUGCAACUCAUGACUUUGAAGCUGCCAAGCAUAUUAGAAAUAAGCUCUUUGUAAUUGUCAGCCUUUGACAGUUUUGGAAAAAUUGUCUUAAAAAUUGAAAGGCCUCACAGCCUUUACGAACUGUUUCAUGAGACUUAAUUUUAUGGAGGCAUUCAAGCAUGAUGGGGCUCCACAUUUAAAACUCGCUCCGAUGACACCAUGAGUGCUGCUGGUAGUGAAGUACAUCGGCUCUAUUAUCCCAUAAGCAAAGGUAAUGUGGAUAUUUAGUGUAUCCACCUUGCAUUCGCACUAGAAAACUAAUCAUUUUGAAAUCCCCCAUCACUGACCAGACGUAUUCUUCAUAUUUCAAAACUAAAGCACCAUUUUAACGCUCUCGUAAUUUUCUUUGAUAAUUACAGAGAACGAAGCCGAACUCGGUACCCAACACAGACUAGUGACAGCAGAGAUAAACAUGAAACUUAUGGAAAUAAUAGAGAGUCCUCAAUAUACAAGAAUAGCAAUACAUAAGAUGAAAAAUAUGGAAGUGAGGAAGUUAUACCAAAGAGAGACACAUAAAAUACUGGAACAGCAUGAAAACAAUGAGGAAAUAUGGAAUAUCGAAGAGAGAUGGAAAAAAUUGAGAGACACGUUAUGGAACACUGCAAAACAAGUAUGUGGAAUAAGAAAGAAUGGGAAGAAUAAUAAAAGAACUGGAUGGUGGAAUAAGGAAAUAAAGCAAGCAGUAAAAAAGAAGAAAGAAAUGUGGAAGCGAUACAUAAACACAAACGAAGAGCAAGACAGAGACGAAUACAGAAGACAGAAAUAUAGUGAAAUAACUAGUAAAAGAUGCGAAGAAGAAGAGCUGGAAGGAAUUCGGUGAAGAAUUGAACGAAGGUUUUGAGAAUAACAAUAAACAGUUUUGGAAUGAAAUAAGAAGCAUGAAAGGAACAAAAAGGAAACAAAUAAGAGGAAUUUGAAAUGAGCGAAAUGAAUUGAAAACAAACAUACAGGAAAUACUAACCAUAUGGAAUAAGCACUAUAAAGAAAAAUUCGAGACAAGCAACCAACAAAAUGAGCAGAGAGGACAGCAGGAAAGGGAAGAGGAUAGGGACAAUCGAGUAAACGAAAUUCAUAUCAAAGAUAUUGAAGAAGAAUUGGCAAGAAUAAAGAUUGGAAAAGCGAGAGGUGCAGAUGACAUAGAUCCGGAGAUGAUGAAGUACGUGGGAGAACGAGGCAAGCUUUGGCUACUGGAAAUAAUGAGGGAAGCAUGGAGAACAGAAAAAAUACCGAAAGAUUGGGAAGAAAAUUUAUUGAUACCAAUACACAAGAAAGGAGAUGAAGCGAAAGUGAUAACUAUAGGGCUAUAUGCUUAUCAUCAGUGGCAUACAAAGUCUACACCGGGAUAAUAGAAAGGAAGCUCAGAAAAGAACUGGAAGGAAAACUAGAAGAACAAGCGGCUUUUAGGAAGGAAAGAGGAACAACAGAUAAUAUAUACAUACUGAGAAAUAUAAUUGAAAGGAAAAACGAAAUAGGAGAAGACUUAUAUAUUACGUGUAUAGAUAUUAAAGCUGCUUUUGAUUCUAUAAAUAGAGAAGUAAUAUGGUCAGUAAUGGAAAACCUGCAAAUCCCGCAAAAGAUAGUAAGCGUGGUAAAUAGUACAUAUAGAAACGUACUUGCUAAAGUACAAAUAAACGGAAACAGAUCGCCAAUAAUAAACCUAAGGAGAGGAAUAAAAUUGGACAGAAUAAGAAAUGAAGAUAUUAGACAAAAACUGAAACAGGAAUCGAUAAUAACCAAGAUUCAAAAAAGAAAAUUAAAAUGGUAUGGACACAUUAACAGAGUGGACCAAGGAAGACUACCAAAGCAGGUGAUGGAAUCAAAAAGAUAUGGUAAAAGAAGGAAAGGGAGGCCAAGGAAGAGAUGGAUCGAUCAGAUUAUAAAAAUUGGACAGGAUAAAGGAAAAACACAUCAACAAAUAAAAGAGUUAGCAAAGGACCGCAAGAAAUGGAAGAUAUGGAUAGAGGAUGAAUAAAACCUCCGACGCCCCUGAGGGGCAUAAUGGAGUUUCGAGAAAGAGAAGAAGAAUUACAGAAUGAGCCAGAGGAAGAGAUGCAAAUCUAUUUCCAUUUUGAAGAACAACUGUCUCAAGCUUCUUGUAGAGUUGCCAAACAAAAUUUUUUGACUCCCACUUUAAUGAAUUCGCCACAAAUAUAGCAAAAAGAGUCAACGUCAUUUUUAUACUUUUUAAAGACAUUUUUAGGCCUUGAGGCACAUAAAAUACGUUUUUCUAUUGCAAUGCUAACGCGCACACUACCAUGUCAGUCUGCCACUUCUCGUUUCCCACUUACAGUCCCCUCUCACCCCUCUAUGGUAUCUUAAUGCAACGGCUCCUCAAAAAAAUCUGCCAAAAGACCGUAUAUUUAUUUUUUAUUAUCUAAAGCUACAAAAGCAAACUUUAUUUAUUAUUUAUGCAGUUUUUACUUAAUUUUCUAUGUAUACAAACAGAAAAUAUUUACUAAAUAACAGACUCAAAAAAAAACCUGUGUUAUUCAUUAAUUUUUUUUAUAUGCAUUCGCUUAUUGCAGAUAAUGCGUUGAGUGUUGAGUUGUCCUUUGUUUUCUAUGGUUUCGGUUCUUCUAUGAACUACAAAUAGAAAGCUAGAAGAUAUUGCGAAUGUCGAUUUUCUGAAGGCAAUGCCAAACCAAUGAGUAGUAGUCUGUCUAGUAUAGCAGCUCUACCCUUAGUCAUUCCGUCCCUCUUUGAACUUUAGAACGUGUAUUACAAGAAAAAGAAAUGGUUUUUUUUAAAUACUUUCUUCAUCUUUUGAACGAUAUUACAAUAUUGUUUGUCCACAUACAGCAUAGCUAAUAGUUUAAGGUGGAUAUUGAGAAUAUGAAAGGGAGCUACAAACAUUGAGGUGAGAGAGUAGCAGAAAUUUUUUCGAGUAUGAAUGGCUUAACUGAGUAAAAGUACAUAUACUUUUGCCACACGUUAGUUUAUUAUCUAAGCUAUCACUACCAAAUCCACAAUGUGUUUCUUUCUUGGACCAUCUUAAAGUCCAUUUAAAUAAAAUUAAACAAUUCGAUUGUUUAAAAUUUAUAAUCUUGACAAAUUAUUUAACUUUUCCUUGUAUGGAGUUUCAUAAGAAUAUUCUAAAAAAAUAAAUGUUGUUGAUUUUAGUGUGGUUACGAUAUAAACUAUAGUAAACAUUCUCCUUAGUAUCACGUUCUAAAGUCUUACUAUAAUUCAUUGUCAAUUAAUAAUACGGAUACUUAUAUUAAGAUCUAAUUAUUUUAAUAACAAUUUUAAAAAGUAGUGAAAUCUGAACCAUUAAGGUAGUUAUCCAGUUAUGUAUCGUGUUUUUGAUGAAUAUGAUAUAUUGACAUGAAUAUGACAUGUGUUUGAAAAAUGUGAAAUUGGUAAAUUUGGCAACACCACGCUUAGAGAGAUCUUUCUGUGUUUCGCGUCGUGAUGACACCAAUCGUAAUAACUUGUAGUGGCACGGUUGUGGUUACGCUAUAAACUAUAGUAAACAUUCUCCUUAGUAUCACGUUCUAAAGUCUUAUUAUUAUUCAUUGUCAAUUAUUAAUACGCAUACUUACUAUUAAGACCUGAUUAUUUUAAUAACUAUUUUAAAAAGUAAUGAAUCCUAACCAUUAAGGUAGUUAUCCAGUUAUGUAUCGUGUUUUAGAUGAAGAUGUGUUUGAAAAAUGUGAAAUUGGUAAAUUUGGCAACAUCGCUCGGGAAGAUCUUUCUGUGUUUCGCGUCGAUCUCACAUAUUGCGUAUUAAGACGCGUUAUAUAGGUAGUGAAUCACUAGCAAAAGAUACACUCAUAGUGACACCAAUUUUAAUAACUUCACGUCAUGCCUCGUUUGUGAGAGGAGUUUACACGGCAAAUAUUUGCUUCAGUGGCGAAUAUGCAGACGUUGGUGGCAGAAGCAUGUCAAGUUAUGUGUGGAGUGAUAGCAGACAGGAUUUUACAAAAUUUGGCAAGAAAAGAGUGGAGUGGAUUCAACAAAAGACAUCUCUAAGUUUCCUGAAGAUUUUAAAAAUUGGCUAAGAUGUCGGAACAACAUUUUCAAUAUUAUAUGGAACUUGUUAGCCCCAAAAAUAAAAAACUAGUAAUAUCAGAGAAGCUCUAUCGGCCAAACUGAAAUUGCAAAUAACACUUCGACAUUUGGCAAGUGGAGACUCUUUAAAAGUUUAGAAUAUUUGAAUCCAUUAUUGUUUAAAGGGGGUAAGCGCCAUUUUCUACUUUUCAAGAUCUUUUCAAAAAGCAAAGGUCUGUAAAGGAGUAAGUGGUCGUGAAUAAAAUGAAGGAGUGUAUGUGUUCCAUUGAUUUUUUUUAUUUUCAAUAUCCAAAUAAAGGGAAUUUUCAUCUGGUAAAUCUCCAUGAAUUUCCGUGGUAGGAGAAUUGCACUUUUUGCACGAAUCUCAGUAGAUGCCACUUGAAUAUCUUGAUUUUCUUCAUUUUGUGUCUCUAUUUCUGUUUCCAUCUCAAUCUCUUCCGUAUCUUCUUCUUCCUGAACUUGUGUCACACUUUGAAGAUCGGCCUCUUUUUCAUAUAGAUUUAUAUUUUCUUCGUCGAUCCUUCUUUCUUCUUCUUGAUGAAUUACAGCUUCUGAUUCCGCAUCCAACAUAUUUUUGUUUAGGUUGUUGAAUGUUCCUCCACAGUCUUCAUCUCCAGUAUCUUCAUCAGUCAAUUCAGUGGGGUCAGGAGGUGCUAGGAAAACAUCUGCACUGGAAGGCGACUCCAUAAGAUUCGAUUCUUCCAGCAUGGACAUAAUUUUAUGUGCUCUUGAUUCGUAAAAUUUUUUUUAGGACGACUAUUAUUAUUAGUACGACCGAAACUGGUCGAGCCAAGUUAAUUUGACAUCUUAUUUCCACCUUCUAGAACAAAAAUGAUUUUUUGUACUAAUAAUAUGCCUUGUGCCCAGUGCGAAUUUGCGAAAACGCAACACUGAUAAUUGGGCAGUUGUACCAACUAGCACAGAUAAAAUAUUAGCACUUACUUCAUAGAUAUAUUUUCUUCAAUGAUUUAACAAUACGUUGCUAUUAAAAACCAAAUUUUUAUCCAGUUAAUUUAUACACAAACGAUUUACUACUAACUAAAAACAUUUGUUUACAGAAAUCAAAAUUAAUCUACCACUUUCAAUACGCCAUCUGUUAAUAGAAACCUAAAUUUUGCGACCAAUUCCCACUAAAACAUACAUAGGAAACUGUUGUGAAAUAAAUCUGAACCUUGACUGCCCGAAUAAGUCAUGUCAUUUUCCAAAAGAUGACGCCAUAGUGGGCUAUGUCAAAAGAACGCACCUCCUCAAAAAAUCAAGCAAACGUUGCACAGAUCAAAUUCUCGAACACAAAUGUCCAAAAUAAAUAUUCUCUCUUAUUAUGGUUUGUAGACAUCUAAAGGAGACCAUAGACAAGUAUUAUAACAUUCUGCUCAAAAUUAAAAAUUACUUUUAAACUUUUUUUCUGUUUUAAAAAUUAUGCGAUACUUUUUGUGAUUAGUGUAUCUAAUGUUUAUCAAGAUCAAUAAACUAGUAUAUUAUGACACUUUUAUAAUGACUAAGACGGCUAUUGAACGUGCUAAAAUCAUUGUAUUACAAUUAGUUUUUAUUUUGAUGAUAGUGGACAGCAAAUUGAUUUUUAAAUAUAAAAUAUUGUUGUUUUAAAAACACCGUUUCGAUUCUAUUAAAUUGAGGUUUUCUACUUAAGCUUCUGCUCUCUUUUAUUUAAUUUUAAGUUCUAAACAUUAUAGAUAUUGUUGAGAAUUGGACUUUUUUUUGAAUAUUACUCGAAUAUGCAAUAACAAUUUCGUUUGUAUAGAUAUUAAAGGAUUUUUCGAAAAAAUAAAAAAGGAUCUUUAAAAAUUUAAUUUUUAUUUUGAAUAAACUAGUCAAUUAUGAUUUCACUUUUUCGAAAAAUUUUAAUAUAAAUGUUUUAUUUGCUUUUAUAACUUAUUGUAUUUAUCUUUGUUUAGUGUUUUAGUAUUUAUUUUGCAGGGAUAGUUUUCAGGAAUUCAAGAUAAUGGGAAAUAUAAGAAUCUUUUUUUAAUUUUCCUUCUUAAUUUAUGAGUUUUUUUUUGUAAAAAAAAAUAUUUUCGUUUUAUUUAUCGUGAAACGCUCGCUUUGAAAAUGUGUUUAAAGUAGAAAUCAAACUCUUACAUAUCUAGUAAAAAAAAUUCUGUUUUUUUUAUUUAUUUAUUUACUUAAUAUAUUUUUUAAUAUGUUAAAUAAUGCAUCUACCUACUUUAAGGUGGGGAUUUUUGUCUACGCAUUGACGAAAAAAAUGCAAAAUUUUGCAUUUAGAAAAAGACUUCUUGACAAAAUUCAGUGUGAAGCACGCAGAAAGCUGUUUCAUAACCAUAUUUUGGAUUUUUGUUUUAAUAAAUCUAAAAAUUGCACUGCUUUGUUUAUCGUUAUAUUUUAUAAUUAUACGUUUUUAAAGCGUUUUGCGUGUUGAUUUUUUGCGACAGAAUGUUAUUAUUUAUAUUUGGUAUAUAUUCCUGAAACCUAUGACGAAUUGAUAUAAAAUAUUUAUUUUACUCAUAAUCCAUUUAUAUCAAAAUCUAUUUAUCAACAUUCUCAUUAAAAUGUAGUGAUAGACUACUAAAAAAUAUACAUAGUAGACAUUGUUGAAGUUUUAAAUAAUUUUAAUAAUAAUGUUGCAAUAUGUAUUUUAUUGUAUUUACUUUUAUUCAGUUUACUUUUUUUCGAUAUUUCACUACAAAUUUUACAAUUGUUAAGUCACCACUUUACCCCCUUUCUUAGGUUGAGGUUUGUGUGAAUUUGUUAGAGUUGUAUGUUGACUUUUGCGAUUUCAUAAAAAAUUCCCAGAAA
Diabrotica virgifera virgifera (western corn rootworm) is the source of this 15782-nucleotide messenger RNA. RefSeq lists its product as uncharacterized. The transcript has 17 exons. The record is from RefSeq and is a predicted model, not a curated record. NCBI's taxonomy places the organism in Eukaryota, Metazoa, Arthropoda, Insecta, Coleoptera, Chrysomelidae. Gene Ontology annotation, molecular function: protein serine/threonine kinase activity; tau-protein kinase activity; ATP binding. Gene Ontology annotation, biological process: protein phosphorylation; microtubule cytoskeleton organization; intracellular signal transduction. Bases 255 to 6362 code for a protein of 2035 amino acids. Gene Ontology annotation, cellular component: cytoplasm.